Messenger RNA from Fulvia fulva, 936 nucleotides. RefSeq names its product ADP-ribose 1''-phosphate phosphatase. The record is from RefSeq and is a predicted model, not a curated record. Gene Ontology annotation, biological process: peptidyl-glutamate ADP-deribosylation. NCBI's taxonomy places the organism in Eukaryota, Fungi, Ascomycota, Dothideomycetes, Mycosphaerellales, Mycosphaerellaceae. The transcript is spliced from 3 exons. Bases 1 to 936 code for a protein of 311 amino acids.
AUGGCGCAAGAAAGCGUACCUUCACCACUGGCCGAGUUGUCCCAAGCAAGCAAGCAACAAAAAAGACCAAGGCCAAUGAAACGAGAACAAGACAGCACCAGUUUGCCGUCUCUCAAAGUCGUCGAGAAGACCGGUGACCUCUUCGAGGACGCCGGGAGCACAGUGCUCGCCCACGCUUGUAACUGCCAGGGCAAAUGGGGAGCUGGCAUCGCGGCAGCUUUCAAGAAGAAGUAUCCCGGGGCCUUCAAGACAUACGAAGAGCACUGCAGAAAGAAUUCGCCCGAAACGCUGAUUGGAACGGCACUUCUCAUUGCCCCUGAAGAAGAUACCAUGACCUCCGAAUCUUCCACUGACUUCACCUCCGGACCCUGGAUCGCCUGCCUCUUCAUAUCGAUCGGCCACGGCAAACAGAAAGAUACCAAGGAUACCAUCCUGGCCAACACCCACAAAGCCAUGCAAUCUCUCCUCAGCAAUAUCCACCGCACGAAGUUAGUACCUAAUCGUCACGACAAAGAAACGACCGGGCCAAGCACUGUCCACCGCGCGGUGAUCCAGGCGAUCAGAAUGCCUCGUAUCAACUCCGGAUUGUUUAACGUACCCUGGCACGAGACGAAAGCAGUGCUGGAAAGUGUUCAGGUUCGUAAGGGGCAGUUCUUGGAAGUCGAGGUUGUAUCGCCGCCUGUGAAAGGGGAUCGUGGUACCACAUCUGCAGCUAAGGUUAAGACUCCCGCAGCGAAGAGAGGACCGCCCCAGAGAGACGUGGAGGAGGACAAAGAGGACUCAUCAUCGCAAGAGAGUUCUACCAAGAGCGAACGCGCCCCAUUGCCUCCGCGUCGAACGUUCAUGGCGAAAGACGGCAGGCAGGAUCAACAACCCUCACCAAUCGAAGCGCCCAAGCGUAAGAAGCAGAAGCGAGUCAACGAUGACGAUGACUAG